GCUGUGGCACAGCCGGGUGUCCGCCUGAUGGCUCAUUCCCUGCAGCGGCUGAGUGAAGAUGAACUGUGCAUCUGCACUCGAACGAGCAGCGCCGGCAUCCCACCCACACGGACAGCGGCUCCGGCAGUGCGGUUUCCCGGAGGCAAUUGCGCGGCGCGGAAGUGACGCCGGGCGGGAAGUGACGGCGGGCGGCGGGAGCGCGGCGGAGCGGGGUCGGUGCGGGCCAUGAACAGCCGGCUGCAGGAGAUCCGCGAGCGGCAGAAGCUCCGCCGGCAGCUCCUGGCGCAGCAGUUGGGGGCCGAGAACGCGGACAGCAUCGGCGCCGUGCUCAACAGCAAGGAUGAGCAGCGGGAGAUCGCGGAAACCMGGGAGACCUGCAGGGCUGCUUAUGAUACUUCUGCACCGAAUGCAAAACGUAAAUAUCCAGAUGAGGGAGAAGCUGAUGAGGAAGAGAUUGAAGAAUAUAAGGAUGAAGUAGAGCUGCAGCAAGAUGAAGAGAACYUGCCCUAUGAAGAAGAGAUCUACAAAGAUUCCAGUACCUUUCUUAAGGGCACUCAGAGCUUAAAUCCACACAACGAUUACUGCCAGCACUUYGUGGAUACAGGACACAGACCCCAGAACUUCAUCAGAGAUGUUGGCUUAGCAGAUAGGUUUGAAGAAUAUCCAAAACUUAGAGAGCUCAUCAGAUUGAAGGAUGAGCUGAUAUCUAAAUCUAACACUCCUCCCAUGUAUCUACAAGCAGAUUUGGAAGCAUUUGAUAUUAGGGAACUGAAGUCCAAAUUUGAUGUGAUUCUCCUGGAGCCACCAUUGGAAGAAUAUUACCGAGAGACUGGCAUUACUGCCAAUGAAAAGUGCUGGACCUGGGAUGAUAUCAUGAAAUUGGAAAUUGAAGAAAUUGCAGCCCCAAGGUCAUUUGUGUUUCUGUGGUGCGGCUCAGGCGAGGGUCUGGAUCUCGGCCGAGUGUGUCUGCGCAAAUGGGGUUACAGAAGAUGUGAGGACAUUUGUUGGAUUAAAACAAAUAAGAACAACCCUGGCAAGACAAAGACUCUGGACCCUAAGGCUGUGUUCCAAAGAACCAAGGAGCACUGCCUCAUGGGCAUCAAGGGCACCGUGCGCCGCAGCACCGACGGGGACUUCAUCCAUGCCAACGUUGACAUCGACCUCAUCAUCACAGAGGAGCCUGAAAUCGGCAACAUAGAGAAACCCGUGGAGAUCUUCCACAUCAUUGAGCAUUUCUGCCUCGGGCGCCGGCGGCUUCACCUCUUCGGGAGGGACAGCACAAUUCGACCAGGUUGGCUGACGGUGGGACCGACCCUCACAAACAGCAAUUUCAACGCAGAAACGUAUUCCUCGUAUUUCACRGCUCCCAAUUCCCAUCUGACCGGCUGCACUGAGGAGAUCGAGAGGCUGCGGCCCAAGUCCCCACCACCCAAGUCCAAGUCUGACCGGGGCGGGGGUGCCCCCAGGGGAGGAGGAAGAGGAGGGACUUCGGCGGGACGGGGAGAAAGGGGCAGGGAAAGGAACAGAACCAACUUCCGUGGGGAGCGGGGCGGCUUCAGAGGGGGCCGUGGAGGGACCCAUCGAGGGGGCUUCCCCACCCGCUGAGGAGGUAACAGCUGCUUCCCUCGGCCUACACCUUGUGUAGGAAUCCUUUCCAUAGUCUUGUUUUUCCCACAGUGAAUUCCUCUGGGGACUCAAGCUAGAUGACUUUUACAACUGUUUUUGGUGCACGCUGCUCCAGACAGUUGGCCUUGAGUCUGGCACAGCCUCUCACCUGGCCRUGUCCUGCAUGGGCAGCACUGAACCCGGUCAGAACAGAGAGCACCAGCCCUUCACACCACGGCUAGGAUGGAGGUGAGCCCCCUUGCUCUCUCCUUAGGAACCUUGCAAGCUGGGGACUUCAUUUUCAACUGUCGUUUUCUCCAAAACAUGGAUUCUUCAUCCAUCUUUGGAGGUUUGGGUUUGGACUGACUUGGGUUAAUGUGGUGGAGUUGGCAUGAAAUGCAGUUCUGYAUUGUGUGGCCACAGCAGACUUACUGUCUUACGGAAGAAAAAAAAUGCUGUGUCUGUAUUGACACCUAUUUUAACUUCUCUGAAACCAAGGAGCAAUUUAAAUAAAUAGAAUUCUAUUUUUUCUUAUUUUGUUUAAACUUCCCAAAUUAUUCCUGGGAAUAGGAAAAGGUUAAUUUUUAAUUUGUGGUGUAUAUGCACUCGCCUUUCAUGUCAGUAGUGGGGAGAGUGAUAGCUCUGUGUAGUUGUAUGUUGUGCUUUCUGGAAAGCAGCAAAUUGUGCAUUUCUGUGCAGCCCAGAACUUGUGCACAGGUCUGGGUUGCUCCCUGAGUGGGGAUUCUCCUGCACUGUGUGUCUGUAACACCUCGCUCCUUGGGAGGGAGGAGCAGUGUUACUGCAGAGCAGUCCCAGUGACCUSGCUGCAGGGAGGAUUGGACACAGGAGGUGGUGUGAGUGUGUGCAUCCCAAAACUGAUCACCUGGUGACAGGGAACACUGAUGGAACUGAGUGCUGCCUUUGCCUGCUGCACACAUUUGGGAGAGGCUGUUGCUGAUCCAGUGCAGUGGAAAGGCAGCGACUCCCUUCUCUAUGUACAAUGUCUGUUUUUAGUCAAACAAACUGAGUUUCUUGUCCAGUUGUUGGUAGACUGAACCAACCUGGCUGUUGAUGUCUCAAGGUCUUAGAAAUGGGUUUUGGAAAAUUGGCUUUAAGUCUAAAUGUUUUUCUCCCUUGAAACCCAGCUUUUAAGUAACUGUUCUGUAAAGUAGUGGAUUAUUAAACACGUUUAUCAAAGCUGAUGUUGAAAUAUCUUUCUUAAUAUUUUGUGGAUUUGUUCUCCUUGAGGUUUUGGAAUUGCURAGUGGUUUCUCUCUGCUAUUGUAGGCAGGAACUGUUCUUUUUGGUGCAUGGARUGUUGGCACAGAAGAUUUUGAGGGGCCGAUGAACUCCCUGGUUUUGGUACAGUGUUUAGCAGGGGACUGCCAGUGGAAAUUGCCUGUUGUUUACAGCUUUCUUCUAGUGUCAUAUUAGCACAUCUGGAGAGCGACUGAAUUUGGGGAGAGGGUGUUUUAAGGGUGAUGUUCAUUUGGUCAUUGGUAAAGUCUGCUACAGUCUGUGUGAACAGCAUCUGAGAGAAGGUAAAUGCCACCGUAAGGACACAUUUUUUGGGGAUUUUUGCCCCAAUUGYAUUGUUAUUCAAAAAGUAAAGACACUUAACCUUAGGACCCCUGCUUUUGUGCCAGGGACAAAUAUUUUAGUUUGAGUAGAAAAAGUUCAGUUCCAUUUCCCCCUUUUAAUUACAUGCCCAGCUCUUAACAUAUUCUUAGGCUACGUGGUAGAGGAGGGCCAAAAACAACUGGUUGUGAUGUGCUUAUAUAUCAGUUUGCAGAAGCUGCAGUGCUGCUCAAGAUUUCUUCAGUGACUGGAAAAUAGUGACAGGUGAUGGAGGUUUCUUGGUUCUUCCCCUCAAARCAGAAAUAGCUCAAUUACUGUAAGGAAAAAAAAAAAAAAAGAAUAGUGCUGCAUAGUGUGUUAGGUUAGAGCUGUCUGGAUGGCCACCUUUGCCAGCAAAGUGUGAUGUCCAUAUUUUUAAUAAGCAACUGAUGGAAUGUUGUAAUUAAAGUUUAUGGACAAGGAACACCACCUCUGCCCUUGUCCUCCAUGAAGAACAGCUGCUCCUGCUCAUCUGAAGGUGGCACUGCAGCAGUGACAGAGUGACAAAGGCUCUACAGGUAAGCAGUGCAGGGCUGUGCACUCCCAAAUUGUUGUCCAUGUCCUUGUGGGGAUGGAGAUGAGACUUAGGAAGUACUGGAGUGAGACUGUCCCACACAUCCCAUUAUACAGUAAAAACGUCCGUUCAUUUCCUCAGUCACUGCAAUUUGGACCAUACAGAAAGUGGGGGCUAGAGCUGAAAAGCUUUAAAUUGCAUUAGUGGUUGUCACUUAAUUGCUCGCUUGUAACACUUCCACAGGGGGGAAGGAUAAGGCUCAGAAUCAGUGAGCUGAUGAAUAUUUCAUUCACUGCAAAUAAAUGAAGACUUAAUUUGAGCAUGGUCUCCUGGAAGAUAAAAAGCCUGAGUUUCUUCCUUUCCACUUUUAUGAAAUGCAUAACGCUUCCAGUCUGAUUUGGGGUACCUGUCUAGAUCUUGUCAUGUCUUUGCAUUCUGGAGGAGGCUUAGAGUACUUGGAGUAUCUUGCACCCUGGGAAUUAAGUGAAGGAUUCAACAACUGCACUGACAAGGUACUCAGGAUGUCUCAGCAUUUGGCUUCAGAGGGAAAUGAAGACACUGGUCACCUGUAGAUCAGUGUGUGUAAAUCAGACAUCAGCAGGAGAGCUCUGUGCACCCUCUGACAGUGGUGGUUACAAGAAGCUGGCUGGAAUGCUGGGGGGCUGUGCAGGUUGGCUCUCAAAUAAGCAGUUUGAAAACAGCCACUGUCAGGCAGGAGCCACCUCUGCACAAAAGGCAUGUGAUGCUUCCACCUUCUGCAGUCAGCGUAGCCUGGCAGUGCUGCUGCCACCAACAUACCUGUGGUUCUAUAAUGGAUCAGAUACUAUAAAAUAAGAUACUUAUCUUAACAUAGAAUGUCCUACAGUCUGUAGUGGGGGAAAUGAGRUUUAGCAUUAGAGAACUCUCCUGAAUAGAGAGAUCACAAGAAAUACCACAUCAGUAGCAACUUCCAUAUCAAGAAUAUCAUUUGAGUAUGAAAGUGAAGGCACAGGUCAGUGUCCAGCAGCAACACCUUUUUAUACAACUUCCUUGCAGUCCAUGCAAUAUAAAAGUAAAUUAAGAAACAUCAGUGCCAUCUUGAAUUCAGUGCAACAGCAGUCCCCUCUUAGCUCAGAGCAGAGCUCUGUAUCUUUAUCUGUAUUGAGUAGUUUUUUGUCAUCUCUGUUUUUCAGCUUCCCCGGCGCUUCCGCAGUUGGCAACGAAGAGUGGAAGAUGAACAAUUUCCCAGCACAUUCUGCAGCCUGUUCCAAAGACACCACAUUGGCACAUUUACUACUGCAAGGUUAACCAGCCCAUGUUCAAACACUGGGGGUCUCAGAGAACACUGCACAUUGUGCCAGCUCCUCAGAGGUAAAUCAUUCAUCUCCAGACUCAGAACCUGAUGGAAUAAACCCCCGGACAAACGRGGGCUUUUAUGUCAGUAAACAACAACAGUCCAGCACACAGGUCUGCUGCUGAUGCAUUCUGACAACACUUUGUACAGAGGCAAUGUAGGAGUGCCUCUCUUGGAGACUUUCCAAUUGGACAUAAGCAAUUURUGCAACAAACAUCAAARUACAAAUAYUCAGAUUGGAUCAAAUKAAAAKAAAAUGCCAUUUAACAGAAAAAUUAUUUCUUUCAGUUCAGGCACACUAGUGUUCCAUACAUUUUUAUAAGUGGGUGACAAUUACAUCCCUGAGGUAGAUACCACAUUCAAAUCUACAUUGCCAAGAUUACAGACACACCACCAUUGGUACUCUUUCUUCUCCAGGUCUUAAAGACCUGCACAUUUCAAAAUAAGCUGUGGCAUUCUUCUGGGAAACCAGAAAUCUCUGCUAUGGCAGAAACACAACCAAAGGCAGCACCUGACUUUGAAAAUGAUUCAAAUUUCACCCCUAGUAUUUCAAGAACAGUUUACUAUGCCAAUUGCCACAAACGCCAAUUUCUUCAGUUCCUUUGAAGAAGCAUUCUGCURAAGGCUGAAAGACUUCCCAAAUACUUGUUUGUCCUGAUAUGCAUCAGGAAUUACUGACAUUGCUUUUAACAAAAUUUCUCAAGUGUAUAUAAACAAAAUUUGUUUUAUAAUCUGUUCAUCAUGGUUGUUAUUCCUGCAAACAAAAUUUGCUUUUUAAUCUCUUCAUCAUGGUUAUUCCUGUUACUGUUGCAACCAUUAGUAGCACACUGUCAAUGUUACAUUAUGUUACAUUAUAUUUCUUGGUUUCCAUGACUAAACAGUUCUGACCUCAUUGCCUGGGGUGGGUUUUGUCUCCAACAUCCCUCCCAAUCCCACUGUGAGGGUGAAGUGAGCAAGUGGCUGCUGCUGUGGAGUGGCCGGCUGGGUUCAGCCAUCCCUGAGUCACUGCUGGGACUCACAGAGAGACCCAGCGCUGCAUUUGGGGGCUUGGAACUAAACUUUUGGGCUCACUUGGUCAAUUUUUGGGCUCACCAAGAGAGACCAAGUGCUACGUUCAGGGGGCUCAAAACUCAGGCUCAGAGCUUAAAAAAAGAGACUAAAUCCUGCAUUUUGGACUCAGAAACCAGGCUCGCAUGGCCAGAUUUGGGGCUCAGAAACAGUGACUAAGCCUUGUGUUCUUGGGGCUUAAGUCAGACCAAGAGUGCCUGAGCUUCAGAGACCAUGUACUGCAGUUUGCUCAAAACCAGACUAAUUGGGCUAAGUGCAGACACAGAUUAAUGAGGAGUCAUGUUUUGGGGCUUCAAACCAGGGCUGCUCAGAUAACAUUUGGGCUCACACAGAGCAUUGAGGGGGCUUGAGGCAGAGACCAAGUCCUGUAUUCU
Messenger RNA from Malurus melanocephalus (red-backed fairy wren), 6511 nucleotides. It is a transcript of the gene METTL14, whose product is annotated as methyltransferase 14, N6-adenosine-methyltransferase subunit. Gene Ontology annotation, cellular component: RNA N6-methyladenosine methyltransferase complex; nucleus. The transcript has 11 exons. NCBI's taxonomy places the organism in Eukaryota, Metazoa, Chordata, Aves, Passeriformes, Maluridae. The coding region runs from base 226 to 1605 and encodes 459 amino acids. Gene Ontology annotation, molecular function: mRNA binding. The record is from RefSeq and is a predicted model, not a curated record.